AUGACUCUGUGUUGUGUUUAUGGUUGUUCGUCAUAUUCUGGUAAAAAUGUACAAUUUUUCUCUUUCCCAAGAAAAGAUAAACAUCAUGGUACAUUUAAAAAGUGGGUAUCUUUUUGUAAAAGAAAGAAUUUUGUACCUUCUUCAGGUACCAGAAUAUGUCCUAAACAUUUUAGAACUGAAGAUAUGAAUCAAUCUGAUUUGCUCCGAAAACAGUUGAUGCCAAAUGAAAAUAUUCGAAUACGUUUAAAUGCUGAUGCUGUUCCUACUGUAAGUUUUGACGACGAGAAAAUUACGCCGAACACUGUAAGAAGACAAUUACUGAGAACCAGUACACAAAAAAAAGUAAAAUUACAACCAUCAACAUCAACUAAUAUUAUAUGUAUGAAUAAUUGUCAAGAACAAAAUAGUGAAGAGUAUCUGAUUAAUACAAAUGUCGAAAAUAAAAACGAUAAAGGUAUACAGUGUGAUAUGGAUAAUGAAACAAAUACUGAUGCUACCGAAUCAUUCGAUUUUCCAUCUGAUAUUAGCUCUCCAGAUGACGAAUCAGAAACAACUUAUGGAGAAGAUGAAGAGCAGCUCGAUUAUCUUAGCGCUAAAACACAUUCACUAGAAAAGGUAGAUAGAAAUGCAAGUUUUAUAGUUUUUUAUGAUUGUUUAUCUGAACUUUUUAUUCAUUGUCGUCAAUGUAUCAGUAAAAUAAUAUCAAAAACAUAUUUUACGCAAGGUGCUUUACUUUCUAUUACGACAGUCUGUAAUAAAGGUCAUAAAUUACAAUGGUCAUCGCAAAAAAAAAUAGGACGUCGUCCUCAAGGUAAUAUUUUAAUCGGUUCAGCACUUAUGUUAUCGGGUGUAUUUUUUACCCAAAUGACGGCAUUUUGUCAGUCGCUUAACUUGUCGUUUUUUUCUCGGCCAGUUUAUGACAAUAUAAUAAAAUAUUUUACGGGCCGGGUUAUUUGCGAAGUUUGGGAUGACCAUCGAAAAAAAAAACUUAGAAUUACUAAAAAUUCUGAUAUUUGGUUAUCGGGUGAUGGACAGUUUGAUUCGCCUGGAUUUUGCGCAAAAUAUUGUACAUAUUCAAUUAUGGAUCUACACACAAGUAAAAUAAUUGAUUUUAAGCUCGUACAAAAAGGUAUGUUUCAAGGUGAUCUCGAAAGAAAAGUGUGUGAAUUAUUAUUAGAAAAUUUAACUAAAGAAGAAAAUAUGAAAAUUAAAUUAUUUUUAUCCGAUAGGCAUAAAGGUAUACGGUAUUAUUUACGAACACAGCACCCUGAGAUUGAACAUGAGUUUGAUAUAUGGCACUUAACAAAAAGUUUAAUGAAGAGAUUAAAAACAUUAGAAACGAAACAUCCAGAUGUUUUUCUAUGGAAAUCUAGUAUUAACAACCAUUUAUGGUGGUCGGCGCAAACUUGUCAAGGAAAUGGUAAAAUAUUGGUUGAACAUUUUUUAUCAGUUUUACAUCAUAUUAGUAAUGAACACGAAUGGGAAAGUGGAGAAAUAAAACGAUGUGAACAUGAGUCAAUAUCAGAAAAAGAAUCAAAUUAA
Molecule: messenger RNA, 1542 nt
Organism: Macrosiphum euphorbiae (potato aphid)
Lineage: Eukaryota; Metazoa; Arthropoda; Insecta; Hemiptera; Aphididae
Source: the annotation of a GenBank genome assembly